UUAUUUUUCUUUCCUUCUGUUUUGUUUGCGCUUGCUUUUGUUGUUCGAGAGGACCUAUUUUUCUUUCUGCCUUUUUUUCUGGAGAAGAUCGAAUGGGAAAUGAAAUUGAAUCACAUUUGUUGUGUUGGAGCAGGCCCAUGGAUGACUUGUUUGAUUCCUCGCUGAAUUUGGAGGACACCCAUUACAAGGAAGGCUAUGAUGAAGGCUACAGCCAUGGCCUUGUCGCUGGCAAGGAAGAAGCCAGACAGGUUGGCCUCAAGGUUGGCUUUGAGGUUGGUGAGGAGCUUGGUUUCUAUAGGGGGUGUGUUGACAUUUGGACUUCUGCAAUCCAGCUUGACCCGACCUGUUUCUCUCCAAGGGGCAAAACAAUUAUUGGCCAGAUGGAGGAGUUGAUCCAGAAAUACCCUCUCAUGGAUCCGGAAAAUGUACGAGUGCAAGAGAUCAUGGAUAGUCUUAGGCUUAAGUUCAAGAUGGUUUGUUCUUCAUUGCAUGUUAAACUUGAGUAUAAUGGCUAUCCAAAAUCUUCUACAGAGGCCAAUGAUAUUCAGUUUUGAGCCACUUAAGAUAGUUUCAGUCUUCUAGAGAUAUCCAAGUGUAGAGAAACACUAAGUUGGGUAAGUUGAUGAGCAAAUUACAUGUUAUCAUUUUAUAAACAGUUGUGUAAGUCAUUGUUUAAAUAAUUAUUUUGUAUUAAAAAUGAUAAAGUAUAUAUUGUUUAUGAAUGUAUUCUUGAUAAGUCGUGUAGA
Cajanus cajan (pigeon pea) is the source of this 746-nucleotide messenger RNA. NCBI's taxonomy places the organism in Eukaryota, Viridiplantae, Streptophyta, Magnoliopsida, Fabales, Fabaceae. The record is from RefSeq and is a predicted model, not a curated record.